GUGAGACUAAAACUGUGACAAAAACUUUAAUUUUAGCCCAAAACUGUGAUGUGAUGGUCGUCAAAAUCGAGCCCGUCUCUUCUUCCAGCGAAAUGCAUAAUUCUCCAAGGGAUCCCCAAAGAUCGACAGUGAAGCACGUUGGAAAUGACAUAAAUAUAUCCUUGAAUUCAAAUCCAAAUGAUCUGAUCUUGGUGGGAAACAAAUCCCGCGUGGACAUCCAAACCAAUGAAGGAAGUGUUAAAAUAAUUGGUGAUUAUUGUAAAGUACGGAUCCUUUGCAAUUUGGGAAGUGUCCGUUAUGUUGGCAACAAAGGAACUGUGGUAAUUGGAAAUGAUUCGGUUUCCCAUGAUGUUAAAUAUACAGGAAACGGUGGAAAUUUGAAAUAUCGUGAUGGAACUGAUAUGGACAGCAAAAAAUUUACACAAACCUUGGAAGACGAUCGAGGGAAGAAGAAACGUAGCAAAAAAUAUUCUAGAAUUUAUAAUUCUGAUAGUGCUUUGAAUGCUGAUGCCAUUUUAAUUAAUUGUAAUAAGUAUUUAAAUGAUUAUCCAGUUAAUUUUAACUGCAGAUCCACCGAAUGUUUUAUCACGAGCGGAGCAGUUUACACAACUACCCCUUGUAUAUCCGUAGUCAAUGGAAAUGUUACAAUUAAUAAUUAUAAUUCCUGA
Molecule: messenger RNA, 668 nt
Organism: Ctenocephalides felis (cat flea)
Lineage: Eukaryota; Metazoa; Arthropoda; Insecta; Siphonaptera; Pulicidae
Exons: 1
Coding region: 54-668 (204 amino acids)
Source: RefSeq, a predicted model, not a curated record